UUUCAUUGUUUCGGCUCAUGGCCCUUUCUUUAUUUCUAUCAUUCCCUGAUUCUUUCAUCGCUGAACUUCCAAUUCCUAAAGAUUGUGGCUCUUCUUACUGUGGAAACGUUACCGUCAAUUUCCCUUUCCGAUUAAAAAGCCAGCCUUCCGAGUGUGGUUACCAUAACCUGGAACUGGAAUGCGACAACAACAAUCGCACCACUUUUGUGUUUGUUGGGGAGAAAUUGUACGUCCAAAAGAUCUCUUAUAAAAACCAAACAAUACGAGCUAUGUUUAUGGUGGAUCAUGAGAGACUGAGCAGAGACAAUUGCUCUCUUCCUCGUAAUAUUAUUAGAUAUCUAUCUGAUUUUUUGUAUUUAAAUUCAACAGCCGACCUAUACGUUCGUUUAAAUUAUCCUCAUAGUUACAUGUAUCUAGUAAAUUGCACAACAGCAAUGAAAUCUUCUCUAUACGUCAAUGCCUCUCGUUGUCCCAAUAGCUAUUCCCAUCCGCCUUCCUACUUUUAUUUUUUAGAUGGAAACACCCCUACGCUUGAUUUCAAUCCAUCUUGCAUAGUCAUAGCCAAGGUUCCAAUCAUGCUUGAGAAUAUUACAGGUCUGUCUACUUCGGAUAUUUAUGAACAGCUAUUACAGGGCUAUGAACUGAGAUGGUUAUUCUCCGACUCCCACACAUGGCGCGAAGAUCCAUUAAUCCGAAAGAUAUUGUUAGCUUUGGGAUAUGCAUUGAGAAACUAUAUGGACAGCUUUGUACAUUUCCUUUUUAACGGUCAUCAUGUAUCCUCCAAUACUAAAAAUCCACCUACAAAGACGUAUAUUCUCUGUGUUGGAAUAACAGGAGGAAUUGCCUUAGCAAGAAUGUUGCUGGGGAUAUCUAUCUUGAUUGCGGUUGUUACAUACAAAUUACGAAGAAGACAUUUAUCCGCAGAUGAUACAAUUGAAGAGUUCCUUCAAAGUCAAAAUAACUUUAUACCUAUUAGGUAUUCUUACUAUGAAAUAAAAAGAAUAACAAGUGGUUUCAAAGAUAAAUUAGGAGAAGGGGGUUAUGGUUCAGUAUUUAAAGGAAAACUUCGUAGCAACCAUCUUGUGGCAGUAAAGAUGUUGGGCAAAUCAAAAGCUAAUGGGCAAGAUUUCAUUAGUGAAGUUGCAACAAUUGCUGUGUCAUUUGUGGAUGCAUUUGAUGAGAGGUUGGAGCAUCCUGGUGGAUACAACGGAUCUUCCCUAUCAUUGAUGCUUGCUCGCCCUCCAUGA
Messenger RNA from Durio zibethinus, 1247 nucleotides. The record is from RefSeq and is a predicted model, not a curated record. Lineage: Eukaryota; Viridiplantae; Streptophyta; Magnoliopsida; Malvales; Malvaceae.